ACCCAGGCCGUCUGUGACGCUGGGGGAAACACUUUCCACGGAGGGGCGAUUGGAAAUGGGUCCAUUGGAGCCUCGUCUGUCGUGAUCAACGGCUGGGACUAUGAUUUCUCGAGCUUCAGCCACCCGGCCGUUGGCGAGUUCAACGGAAGCCAGAAUCCGCUGUAUGUCGGCAAUUGGAAUCUGGGCGGAAACGACGCGUCUUUCAUGUUCCAGAAGGUCAACCAGGUAUGCUAUCCACUUUCUAUCUUAGUGCAGCACAGCUGAUGUUAUUUAGAACUGCCGUGGUAUCAUCACCAAGGCUCCCAACUCCGGCAUUGCGUCCACGGGGGAUGUCCUACAAUGGUACUUUCCCUGUAAUGUUCGUAGCCAAUAUGGUACUACGUCGCCAAACAUCACGGCCUACGGAAGCUCGACUACUUGCCACAUCCCAACCAAUGCGCGGUCUGGACUGAACUCCCUCAAGCCACAGGGUCCUGUGUAUUUCACCUGGUCAGACGUUCGUAAUAGGAGCCGAAAUCUUGCUGUGUUUGAAUCGUAAGUGUUCAGAUUACCGGUAUUCGGUCGGCUUACAUUGAUAGACAUGUUCUGGACUUGGAGCUGUUGUCAUGGCUGAGCCCAAGUCAAGUCCACUAUCCCUCGCUGUUCGAUAUCAUGAAGCUUCCGGGCAGCGUCUACAGCAACAAAGAUAUCACUAUGGCACUCUACCGCAUGGAUCGACGUCCCUUGGGCCGCUGUCUGCAAGACGUCAUCAGCGUCGGAUUCAUCGACACGGCUUCGAUAGGCUGCGUCGCUUCGAAAGUCGUCUUAUACGCAUCUUUGAUCACCAUCAUCGGUGUAGUUGCACUGCGCUUCGCGUUGGCUGUGUUUUAUCAGUGGUUCUUUGCUUGGAAGGUCGGGAAUUUUCCCGCAGAGACUGCCGAAGAGAGGAAGACGCGCGCUGCUGAAAUCGAGGCCUGGUCAGAUGGCAUCUAUCUGCCUGCGCCCAAUAGAUAUCGACCGGAUGUUGGCAAAAAUGGCGUACUCAAGAAACCUUGGAGGAGUUUCUUGCCUGCCCAGUCCCGAUUCUCAAUGGCUGUUCCGCAAAGAUAUAGCACGGCGCCUGUAGACGGGAGACCGAGAGCUUUGUCCCUCAACUUUCCAUCAACUCCGACACUGUCUUCGCCUUUGCCAUUCCAGUCGCAUCGUGUGGUACCUCAGCCUCCACCAGAUUACGAGCCCUUCAAUUUUGCUUUGGCCCAUACGAUAUGUCUUGUCACCGCCUACUCGGAAUCAGAAGAAGGAAUGCGAACGACCCUAGACUCGCUUGCCACGACGGACUAUCCCAACUCGCAUAAAGUGAUUUUGAUCAUCGCCGAUGGGAUGGUCAAAGGUGCUGGUAACGAAUUGACGACUCCGGAGAUCUGUCUGUCCAUGAUGAAGGAGACGCAAACCUGGAGCGACGUCCCGGCGCAUUCGUAUGUUGCGAUCGCCGAUGGUCACAAACGACACAACAUGGCGAAGGUGUUCUCCGGUUUCUACAAGUAUGAUGAUGUGACGUGCGAGCGGUCGAAACAGCAACGCGUCCCGAUCGUUCUGAUCGCCAAAUGCGGCAACCCACUGGAGGCGGGCGAUAGCAAGCCUGGGAACCGGGGGAAACGCGACAGCCAGAUGGUGCUCAUGUCCUUCCUGGAGAAGGUCAUGUUCGAUGAACGCAUGACGACGCUGGAGUACGAGUUUUUCAACGCUCUUUGGGGCGUGACUGGUGUCUCUCCAGACAAGUAUGAGCUCGUGCUCUGUGUCGAUGCAGACACCAAGGCAUUUCCGGACUCGUUGUCACGGAUGGUGGCGUGUAUGGUGCAUGACGUCAGCAUCAUGGGCCUCUGCGGCGAAACGAAGAUCGCCAACAAGGCGGAUUCCUGGGUGGCAAUGAUUCAGGGUGAGGUCCCUGAGCAUGUGGUGCUGCACUCCGCUGACAUUGGCAAUACUCCAGUGUUUGAGUACUACAUCUCGCACCAUUUGACCAAGGCAUUCGAAUCGUUGUUUGGCAUCGUUUCCUGUCUCCCGGGAUGCUUUAGCAUGUAUCGCAUCAAGGCCCCCAAGAACGACCAGUCCGGGUACUGGAUUCCCAUUUUAGCGAAUCCGGACAUCAUUGAGCAUUAUUCGGAGAACGUCGUCGACACGUUGCACAAAAAGAAUCUGCUUCUUCUGGGCGAGGACCGGUAUCUGACGACGCUCCUCCUCAAAACAUUUCCGAAGCGGAAGAAUAUAUUCUGUCAGCAAGCCAUCUGCAAAACUAUCGUCCCCGACACCUUCAGCGUAUUGCUUUCUCAGCGGCGGCGAUGGAUCAAUUCGACGGUGCAUAAUCUGUUUGAGCUUGUCUUGGUGCGAGAAUCGUGCGGGACGUUUUGCUUUUCGAUGCAAUUCAUGGUUGCGGUCGAAUUGCUGGGCACUCUGGUGCUUCCCGCGGCAAUCUCAUUCACACUUUACCUGAUCAUCAGCUCGAUCGUGCCCGGUGGAUCGAACAACACUGUGUCGCUUGUGCUGCUGGCACUGGUACUCGGGCUGCCCGGUCUGCUGAUUGUCAUCACUUCGACGAAAGUGGCGUAUGUCGGCUGGAUGUUGAUCUACCUGCUGAGUCUGCCGAUCUGGAACGGCAUCCUUCCCGCCUACGCGUAUUGGCAUUUCGAUGACUUUUCGUGGGGCCAGACGCGGAAGAUCGAGGGCGAUGCGACGCAUACCGGCGAUAAAGAGGGAGAGUUUGAUUCUUCGCAUAUUGUGAUGAAGCGGUGGUCAGAGUUUGAGCGGGAUAAGGCCGUCCGAGAAGGCCGGGUGCAGGCAAACCGGCGAUCGUUUGCCUCGCACACGUCCCGGUCUUCGGCAGGUUUUGACGGAGGCUUUAGAGAAGGCUUCAACACUGCGAAUCUGUACAGGGACAACAUCGGACUGAUCAGAGUGCCCGCGCCACUUUCAGUCCCCGUCACGCCCCUGUCAAGUUCGCGACAGCUCACACCGAGAAGUAGCAGUCUCGGAAGUGACGACCGCUACGACUCGCCUCCGCCCUCGUCACUGCUUCCGCUAUCUGCGACCAGCAGUGUCUCUUCGAGGCUGCCGUCGAGAUCGCGACUCCUCGACAGCCCGAUCCCCCAAUCGAGCUUUGACCUGAAUCCGUUCCGGGACAGCUCUCCGGACACGGAGGCGGUUGAUAUGUAUCUGAACGAAGCGGUUCCUCCACGGAGAUCUCGUUUCCAGCCCGUGCAAUUAGUAGAUCAUGGCCCUGUGCCAAUUAAUCAAUAGACCGAUAUGUAGAGUACUUUCUUGUAGACUUUUGUCGUUUUGCAUCUUUGAGCGCACCCUGUCGGUGAUUGCCGCAGCCGAGGGCAACGCCACACCAGGGCUUAUUUUCUCGUGACAGUAGCAUUCGCCCCUAACGAGAUGUGGCUCGCACUCCGAGCGAUGCGAGACAGGCGUGCAUUCACAGCAUGUUCGAUGGCUGUCGAAACAUAUAUGGAUGAUGGCGAACGCCCUUGACUUCGA
Messenger RNA from Mycena citricolor, 3513 nucleotides. NCBI's taxonomy places the organism in Eukaryota, Fungi, Basidiomycota, Agaricomycetes, Agaricales, Mycenaceae. The record is from the annotation of a GenBank genome assembly.